CAGUCAACUGCAGUCAAACUUCUGAAAGCUGUUCUGGAACCAUCAGAUUCCUCCUGCCCCUCAAACAGUCAGCUGCUUCGAAUUCGCUUCUCGUCGUAACUGAGGUUGAGAUAGAACAUGCAGGUUUGGAUUGUCUUCCUCCUGUGCCUCGGUGGCAAAGCCCUGGCUGCUCCUGCUACUGAGGAUGAGGUCAUCGAUGAGGUGCUGGAGGAGCUGCCAGUGGGCUCAAACCCAGUCCAGGUGGAGACCGGAGAGUUCGAUGAAGCCAUUGAAGUUAUAGAGGAGAUCCCCUCUGAGAACCCCUGUCUGAACCACCACUGCAAGAAGGGCAAGGUGUGCGAAGUGGACGAGAGCAACACGCCCAUGUGUGUUUGCCAGGACCCCUCCACCUGCCCCGCUAGCACUGCCGAGUUCGAGCAUGUCUGCGGCACUGACAACAAGACCUACGACUCUUCCUGCCACUUCUUCGCCACCAAGUGUGCCCUGGAAGGCACCAAGAAGGGACACAAGCUGCACCUGGACUACAUCGGACCCUGCAAGUUCAUCGCUCCCUGCAUUGACAACGAGCUGAGUGAGUUCCCCCUGCGCAUGAGGGACUGGCUGAAGAACGUCCUGGUGUCCCUAUAUGAGCACGAUGAGGACAACAACAUGCUGAGCGAGAAGCAGAAACUCAGGGUGAAGAAGAUCUACGAGAACCAGAAGCGCCUGCAGGCUGGUGAACACUCCCUGGACCUGCUGGCCCACGACUUUGAGAAGAACUACAACAUGUACAUCUUCCCAGUGCACUGGCAGUUUGGACAGCUGGACCAGCACCCCAUUGAUGGAUACCUGUCCCACACUGAGCUGGCUCCUCUCCGCGCUCCACUCAUCCCAAUGGAGCAUUGCACCACCCGCUUCUUCGACCAGUGCGACACUGACAAUGACAAGUACAUCGCCCUGGAGGAAUGGGCUGGCUGCUUCGGCCUCAAGGAGCAGGACGUUGACAAAGACCUUGUCAUCUAAACCCAGCUAAUCACGGACACUCUGUUUUUUUUUUACUUGGGCAAGGUGCUAAUCCUUAGAUGCUAAACCACAGUACCGGUGCUAAUCUCUCAUUUUAUAAACCUACCUGUACCACUAAAAAACACAGGCAUGCGUCCGAGUAUAAAUCACAAAACUAACUGAAGUACCUUUUAGUUGUGUCAAAAAAAGAUAGUAGAAAUGUAACCCAGGCCAUUAACCCUUAAUAAAGAGUAUGCCGGUGAGGUAGAGUUUGUGUGACCAAGCUUUGUGAAGUGUCCUUAUCCUGACAGGUGGACCAUGUAUGUUGUGAGAUGGAGGGUUUGUGAGAUGAUGUUUUAAUAUACUAUAUGGGUAAUAUGUCUGAUUCCAACAGGGCUUGAAUUUAAGUACAAUUUGGCAUAAGCAAAGAUUUAAAAUGUUACUCAAAUAAAGUUUUUAAAUGUCUUUUUCCCUGCUUUUAAACUAUUAUUUUAUUGCUUUUGCGCUUUAAUUUGGGAUGGCAUCACAAACUUUCUGCUUUUCUUGUUUUGGUGUAGGUUUUUUUGUAAGUUUGGGCUUUUUUUUUUUUUAAAUUUUGAUUUUCUCGGUUUUUUGUUUUUGUAUUCAUCUAUUAAAUUUGAGCCCUGC
Molecule: messenger RNA, 1629 nt
Organism: Polyodon spathula (Mississippi paddlefish)
Lineage: Eukaryota; Metazoa; Chordata; Actinopteri; Acipenseriformes; Polyodontidae
Product: SPARC-like
Exons: 10
Coding region: 118-1002 (294 amino acids)
Biological process (GO): anatomical structure development
Molecular function (GO): collagen binding; extracellular matrix binding; protein binding
Source: RefSeq, a predicted model, not a curated record